This is a messenger RNA of Syzygium oleosum, 432 nucleotides long. RefSeq lists its product as uncharacterized. Lineage: Eukaryota; Viridiplantae; Streptophyta; Magnoliopsida; Myrtales; Myrtaceae. Bases 6 to 314 code for a protein of 102 amino acids. The transcript is spliced from 2 exons. The record is from RefSeq and is a predicted model, not a curated record.
UAGAGAUGGAGGCCGAGGUGGAUGUGGCGAUUCUGGUUAUGGUGGAAGAGAUGGUGGAAGGGGAGUUUGGUCGUUUUCUGCUUCUGCUUCCAGCAGGCCAGACAAAGGUGGUGGUCGUGGCUAUGGUUUCGAGUCACGUUAUAGGUUUGGCAGUGGCCAAGAUGGAUAUGAGAGAGCUAGAAGUCGCAGUCCCAAGGGAUCGGGUGCCCGGGUUGAUCGUGCUAGUAACUGGAGUCGUGACCGCAGCCGUAGCCCUCAUAAAUCUGAACAUGACAGGACUCGUUCCCCAGUUCGCAGCUUCCACCAAGCAAUGAUGGAGAGAAGCCAAUCUCAUCGCCCAGGUGCAUCUUCCUUCCACAGUGAGAAAACAAGAGAGAAUUCACGGAGUCUGCGACGUGCAAGAUCUCCUUCGCCCCGUGGGAAGGAUAACGA